Molecule: messenger RNA, 1196 nt
Organism: Ricinus communis (castor bean)
Lineage: Eukaryota; Viridiplantae; Streptophyta; Magnoliopsida; Malpighiales; Euphorbiaceae
Product: WUSCHEL-related homeobox 13
Exons: 3
Coding region: 199-942 (247 amino acids)
Molecular function (GO): DNA binding; DNA-binding transcription factor activity
Source: RefSeq, a predicted model, not a curated record
CACAAAAAUUCACUUUCUUCGUCUGUUUCUUUUCUCUUUUCUCUUUGCAAUCAUUCUUUACUGUUCAUUACUGACUUUCUUUCUUUUUCUUUACUAUUCGCUGUUUGUUUUGUUUGAUAGAGAGACCUAAAGAGAGGAGAGCUGUUAAUGUUAUGUAUGUUAAUGUUAUGAGUUGUUGUUGUUCUUGAAGAAGGAUUGAUGGAGUGGGAUAAUAACAAUCAAGAAAAUCAGAAUCAAAGAGAAACUAGAAAUGGGAAUAUCAUAAACACUGGUAGCAGUGUUAAUGGGAAUGGGAAUGUAAAUGGAAACGGAAUGUUGUAUGUUAAAGUUAUGACAGAUGAGCAACUUGAAACUCUUAGGAAGCAAAUUGCUGUUUAUGCUACUAUUUGUGAACAGCUUGUUGAGAUGCAUAAAACCCUCUCUGCCCAGCAAGAUCUUGCAGGAGGUAGGUUGGGAAAUCUCUACUGUGAUCCAUUAAUGACUUCUGGUGGACAUAAAAUUACUGCAAGACAGCGGUGGACUCCAACACCAGUGCAGCUUCAAGUUCUGGAGCGCAUCUUUGAUCAGGGAAAUGGAACUCCAAGCAAACAAAAAAUUAAAGAGAUAACGUCUGAGCUCAGCCAGCAUGGACAAAUUUCUGAAACAAAUGUGUACAAUUGGUUCCAAAACAGGCGUGCACGAUCGAAAAGAAAACAAUUGGUUGCUUCAUCUAACACUGAAUCAGAAGUAGAAACAGAAGUCGACUCACUGAAUGAAAACAAAACAAAACCAGAAAUAUUUCACUCCCAACAGAACCAUCCACGGGCUGAAGAUCUAUGCUUCCAGAGCCCCGAGAUAAGCUCUGAACUGCAUUUCUUGGGUGUGUUACCAAAUCAAAGAGAUGGAGCUCCAGGAAGCUAUAAUCUUUAUGAUCAAGCAGAGGACUAUGGCAUGGCAGGUUGACAUCUAUUUUACCCUGCCUUCAUCUUGUUGAUGCUAAUUUGUUUGAUGAACCUAUAUCCUGACUAGAAGUCCUGGCUUCCCAAGAUGGUGUUCUCGAAAUGACGAGGAGAAACAAUGAUUGACUCUCUCUGAGAGAUUAUACCAUAUCCAGUGUAACAGAGUUGGUUAUAAUUUUGUUGAUGAUUGUAAGUUGGAGAACGGAUACACCUGUACUGCUAGUCUGCUUUAUGAUCUCAAUUGGUUUGUGUUUGAUA